Molecule: messenger RNA, 4808 nt
Organism: Aspergillus aculeatinus CBS 121060
Lineage: Eukaryota; Fungi; Ascomycota; Eurotiomycetes; Eurotiales; Aspergillaceae
Product: ribonuclease Z
Exons: 1
Coding region: 446-4573 (1375 amino acids)
Biological process (GO): mitochondrial tRNA 3'-end processing
Cellular component (GO): mitochondrion
Molecular function (GO): 3'-tRNA processing endoribonuclease activity
Source: RefSeq, a predicted model, not a curated record
GGACAAUCGGCCUACCCCCGGCGUCCUUCUUUAGUUCUAAGACUUUAAGUCUGAAGACUAUGACUGCCAAAGGUCUGGCGCAUGUUCGUUAGUAUUCAUUCUCGCUUUUGUUCCAAAAUCAAUCACACUGGCUUCACUCCGACUCCUUAGGAGGCCGACCGCCAGCGCUUCCCCACGAGUUGGCUUCACGUCGAUAUCUCCUCCAUCUACCAUUCUUCCUUCCAUCGUACGCCUCCGGAACACUCGUCACCUAUACUACUCCCAACGACUGCACCCGGCUCUUCGAUCAAACCUCAGAUAUAGAAGUCUAGUCGAACCAAGGCAUCUCCUCCCCGUUCCUCGCCUCGUUGAUCCCGGUAGCACUCACCAGUACAUUUUCUACGAGCACCAAGACAACCCAAUCAAGGGCUUCAUUUCAGACCCCUCGAUAGACAAAAUCAAUCCCAUGAAGUACUACUAUCAAGUGGUAACUACGCCGACGGCCGACACCCCGGGCAGCGCGGUCGUACUCAACUUCCCCGAUAAACGCUACCUCUUCGGUCAGGUCGCCGAAGGAACGCAGCGAGCAUGCGCGGGAACGUCGGUCAAGUUCGGUCUCAUGACCGACAUCUUCCUCACGGGCCGGUUGGAGAUGAGCAACGUGGGAGGGCUGUUCGGCGUCAUCCUCACGCUAGCCGAUGGACUGGCCAGCGCAGCAGCCAAUUUAUCGGAGAAGCAGAAGAAGAAAGAGGCAGACCAGCGGCAGCAGAGGCCGAAGCAGGACUCCGCUGAGGGGAAGGCAGAUGGACUGCCUAUUUCACAGCCGGGAAGCAAGCGGAUCGCGCAGAGAGGGACCCUGACGGUUCACGGCGGGAAAAAUCUCACGCACCUGAUGGCUACUGCGCGCAAGUUCAUCUUCCGCCAGGGUCUACCCAUGUAUAUGCAGGAACAUGAUGGGGACAGCCUGGCUGGACAGCGUGGGGGUUCCCCAGACCCAUACGAACAACCGACGUGGUCAGAUCAGAAUAUUAAGGUCUGGGUCAUGGCCGUGAGCCCUGAGUCUCAUUCUCUGCCCAAGGCCAAGCGCACAAGGAAGCGCAGCCACGAGGAAUUUCGCGAGGAGGACAAAGCUGGGGUCGAGGAGAAGAAAGCUGCGGCGCUAGCCGAACAGGUUAUCAGACAAAAUGUGGUGUCGAACAUGUUUAAUUCGACAUGGAAACUGGAUGCUUUACAUGAGACUAGAUUAAAAGACGUGCAGAUGCCCGGGCUCAUGUUUGUCAGGGACCCGGUAACCAAGGAUUUGCGACGGUACACCGGCCCGACUCCUGGAGGCCGCACGCCAGUUCCUGACAUUACCGUGCUGGUGCGCAAACCUUGGCCUGGUGCCAAUGUGGAGAGGAUUCCUCCCGUGUCUUGGAACGAAGACGCCAUCUCUUACAUCGUCCGGAACCACAACAUUAGAGGGAAGUUCGACCCUCUCAAGGCUCAGGCUCUGAAGAUCCGUAGAGGCCCGGACUACGCCACGCUGACUAGAGGUGAAAGCGUAAUCUCAGAGGAUGGUCAAAUUAUCACGCCCGAUAUGGUUCUUGAUGAGGAAAAGGUUGGCAAAGGUGUCGCAAUCAUAGAUUUGCCCUCGCGAGCCUAUGUGGAGAACCUGGUCAACCGCCCUGAGUGGGACUCACCUACGGCGGCCUUGAAUCUGGAAGCUUUCAUCUGGAUCCUGGGCCCAGGUGUGGGAGAUCACCCCAAGCUUCGCGAAUUUGUCGCGAAGAUGUCGCACUGCACGCAUACGGUCUCCAGCCCCGAUUACUGUCCCGAUUACCUGGCCAUGAAAGAGGUUGCCGAGUCGACGGCGCAGAUGGCCAUGGUCAGGCCCGACAACUAUGCCCUGCCUGCCUAUGACAAUGUGACUGUUCCACAAGCCAGGCUCUUCAAUGAUCCUCCAACGAAAAAACGUGCCCCCUUGCGACCUCUAGAGCCGGGCCUGAUUAUCAACAUGGAACCCACUUUCGAGAUCGAUGAAUCUGAAAUUACUCCUCGUUAUGAUCCCAGAAACGCGAAGGAAAAGUUGCCGAAGGCUGUCGAGACUCAAAUGAAAAUAAUUUCUGGACAGGAAGAAACUCCCGAGUUCCAGGAUAAACUGGCAGCAUUCCGAAAAGACCUUCCUGGUGCUGGCGUCGAAAUUAUUACUCUCGGAACUGGGUCAUCAGUACCAUCCAAGCAUAGAAAUGUCUCCAGCACGCUCAUUCACGCACCAGGCCAUGGUUUUUACUUGCUCGACUGCGGCGAGGGCACUCUUGGGCAGCUCAAGCGCGUCUUUGGAACUAAGGUAUUGCGCGAAGUUUUCCAGAAUAUGCGGAUGAUUUGGAUCAGUCAUCUCCACGCUGACCACCACCUUGGUAUUGCGAAUGUGAUCAAGGCCUGGUAUCAGGCAAAUUAUCCCAAUGGCGUGCCACGGACUGACGUGAUCGAGGAAGACAUGUCCAAAAUUCUAAGGGAUAAGCGCCUGUUCGUUGUGUGCGAACAAAUGAUGACUACUUGGCUCGAGGAAUAUGCCAGUGUCGAGGAUUACGGCUUCCAAAAGGUGACGGCUCUGAGCGCUUUUCCCGAACAGAUUCGAAGUGGUAUUUACGAGACAUCAUUUGUCUAUCGUCACUGCCGCGCCGACGGUACCUUCCCUGGGCAACGGGAGGCGCAAUCCCAACCCAAAACAACCAAGCUUCGAUUCCAGGAUGAUUCGGACCCCCUCUCGGCUCUUCUCCGUGAAGCCAUCGGCCUUUCCGACAUCCUACCGUCCCGAGUUUCACACUGCCGUGGAUCCAUGGCUGUGACCCUUGUGUACCCCGAUGGCUUCAAGCUCUCCUUCUCCGGCGACUGCCGUCCCUCGGAGAACUUUGCAGCUACAGGCCGCGGCUCGACGGUUCUCAUCCACGAAGCCACUUUCCAAAACGACAUGGCGGGGAGCGCGAUAGCUAAGAAACACUCCACGUACGCCGAAGCCUUGGAAGUCGCGCGUCAGAUGCAAGCCCGGGCCCUCCUCCUCACCCAUUUCAGCCAACGCUACCAGGGAACUGUCGCAAUGAACAACGGCCAGUCUUCGCAGAAGGCCCAGGAUGAAGCAGGUUCGGACGGCUCUGCCAGCUUGCGAACCAAGGACGUCCCUGAUGAUGAGGAAGGGCUAGCUGAGGAGAGCAGCCCCCAGCUCGAGGGCUCGAAUGAAGACACCGGCGGUGUGAUCAUUGCCAAGCCCAGCACCCAGUACAACGGGCCCUACGUCAACGCCUUUGACUACAUGCGCCUCCGUGUCGGAGAUUUCCCCGUCCUCCAAGCUUAUGUACCGGCCAUGGAGAUGCUGUUUGCGAUCCUGGAGAGAGCUGCAGCGGAAUCUGCGGAGAAGGCUCAGCAGCAGAAGGCGGCAAAGAAAGAGAAUUCGAAGUUGAAGGCGGCAAAGAAAGAGAAUUCGAAGUUGAAGGCGGCUAACAAGAAGACUCAAGAGACCGAGAAGACCGGAAGGGCUGGAAUGUUUAGAAACUUUAACCUAAUUGGAGAUUGGAGUGCCAACCGUUCCCACAAGGCUUCCGCCUCCACGGCUGAUGAGAUGGAUGUGGUCACACAAGCUGAAAAGCCUGGAAAGGCCGGAACAUCUGGAGAGGCCGGAACAUCUGGAGAGGCUGGAAAGAACAGAAAGGAUGGGAAAGCUGAAGGAAUCGAAGGAGUUGAGAUGGCUGCCGACCGUUCCCGCAAGGCUUCCGUCUCCUCGGCUGAUGAGAUGGAUGUCGUUGCAGAAGCUGGAACAGCUCAGAAAGAUAGAAACCCUGGAAUUAUUAGAAGAGUUGGGAUAAGAGUUGAGGAGGCUGUCAACCGUGCUCUCACGGCUUCAGCCUCCUCAGCCGACAAGACGGAGAUUGAUGUCAGCAUUGAAAAGGCCGAACGCGCCGCUGCAAAGGCUCAAUUGGCUCGAGAGGGCGCCAGGGCUCAUAGAAAUGCCGCCGAACGCGCUGCCCAAGCUUCCAUCGCCGCAGCCGAAAAGGUAGAGCUAGAUGUGCAUAGCAGCAUUGAAAGAGCUGAAGCGGCUGCUGACAAGGCUGAAGAUGCUGGAAAGGCCGCUAGGGCUGCCAAAGAUGCUGCCGACCGCGCUGCCCAAGCUUUUGCCUCCUCGCCUGACGAGAUAGAGAUGGUUGUGGAUGCCAGCAAUGAACGAGCUGAAAGGGCCGCUGAACGAGCUGAAAUGAGUGCCAGCAGAGCCGCAAGGGCUGAGAAGCGCGCUGCCAGACGCGCUGCCAGAGCCUCCGCCUCCGCCUCCUCGGCCGACGAGAUGGAAGUGGACUCGGAAGCAGGAAAAGCCAGAAGAUCUCGCAGCCCUAGAAGAGCUACUGCCAAACGUGCCGGCAAGACUUCCGCCUCCUCCGCUGAUGAGAUGGAGGUGGACACCGAAGCGGGAAAAGCUAGAAGAUCCACCAGCCCUAGAAGAGCUCCUUCCAAACGUGCGGGCAAGGCUUCCGCCUCCUCAGCCUCCGAGACGGACAAGGACGCCAAAAAGCCCCGGGCGCGUUCGAGGUCGAAGUCGCGUGCUGGUGGGGGUGAGAGCGAGUGAGAGCCAUGAGCGGUGUUGUGGGAGGUGCCAAUGUCAGUCCUAGGGCUAUGGCAUCCAUCCAGUGCACGAAGAGUGUUUGUUUACAGGUCCGAGGUCGGCUAUUCCUUGAGUAUGGGUUGGGCUUUCGAAGGGGCGAGAUUAGCAGUUAUGCUUAUAGAUACCAGGUCUCGUUGGGGGUGUACUGUACAUAGUUCACCUGUAUGUAGUAUUGUAAAUUGAGUAGACAAAAAAGUUC